UGGAGUUGGGAGUCUCUCUUGCUAUCGAGAACUACUAUGGCGACUAAUAAUCUCCCUGCAACAAAGUCCACCACGACGACGUCGUCUCAGGAGAAACGACACCGUUCGGUCUUCGAAGUUCCACACAACUUCUUCGACUCUUGUCGCCUUCUCUCUUCUCCUCACUCCUCCGUUUCCGACCACCACAGCACAGGCCCAACCCUCGAACCAUCCCCAAACGACGUCGUCCUUGUCGACGCCCCUCAAAACGACGUCGUUUCCGCUCCCAGGCUGACCUGCAACACCUGUAAGACGCAAUUCGAUUCCCUUCAGGACCAGCGUUCCCAUUUCAAAUCCGACAUUCAUCGCUUCAACGUGAAGCUGACAGUUGCUGGGAAAAAUAUUGUGAAGGAAGAAGAUUUUGAGGUGCUGACAUCUGAGUUUGUCAAAGACUAUGACGUGUCAAGUAUAUCGGGAUCAGAAAGUGAUGAUGACAGUGAAAUCGAAUCUCAGAGUCAAAUUGCAUCGCGUGACAAAUCGAGUGAAAGUUUUAUUAUUAAACAGAAACUAUUCUUCCGCCUUCAGACAGGGCAGAGAGUUUCUGUCUGGAAGUGCUUGAUUAUGAAUGUGACUGAAAAUGUAUUGUAUGAGAAUGAAAAGGCAGAGAGCGAAUUGGUUGAGAAGUUGAAAUCUCUGUCUGUUGAGCCCAGAGAUAAUACCCAUUUGAGGAUUGUUUUGCUUGCAUCCGGUGGGCACUUUGCAGGUUGCGUCUUUGAUGGUGAUACUGUUGUGGCUCACAAGACAUUUCACAGAUAUGUCGUAAGAGCCAAGGCAGGAAAAAAACAAUCAUCUAAAGAUGCUUCUGGCAGGGCUGCACAUUCUGCUGGGGCUUCUCUUCGUCGUUAUAAUGAACUUGCACUAAAGAAGGAAGUUCAAGAACUGCUUACUGCCUGGAAACCUUAUUUUGAUGCUUCCAAUUGCAUUUUUAUACAUGCACCUUCAAGUAGUCGUCAACUGCUUUAUGAUGGAGAAAGAUCAUAUUUUACCAAUCGGCAGAGUGCUGUUAGAAAUAUUGCUUUGACUGUUCGGAGGCCUACUUUAAGGGAAGCAAAGCGUGUAUAUAGCCAGUUGACCCAGGUAACCUAUGAAGCAGACGAGAAGGAAGUUUUACAAAGCAACCAAGAGGAUUUGGUAUCAAUUCACAUCUCUAAAAUAAAUGGCAAUCCAACCUCCAGCAAAGGGGACAUGGCUGAGUUGGAUGACAAAGAUAAAGCAGAACCUUGUUCAAGUAAACAAAAUGAUGAACUCCCCAUUUCAAGUAAUGGAGAAAGUGAGAAUGAGCUAUCUGGUAAAUCAACUCCUUUACAUCAAGCAGCACAAUCUGGCGACUCUCUAAAGGUUUUGGAGCUCCUGGAUCAGGGCCUGGAUCCUUGCAUUAAAGAUGAAAGGGGGCGGACCCCAUAUAUGUUGGCAAAUGACAAAGAAGUGAGGAAUACUUUCAGAAGGUUUAUGGCGUCAAAUCUUGACAAAUGGGAUUGGCAUGCUGCAAAAGUUCCCAGUGCAUUGACCAAAGACAUGGAAGAAUCACAAGCUGCUAAGCAGGCAGAAAAAGAUGCUAAGAGAAAAGCUAGAGCAAAACAAUUAAAGAAAUUGCGUAAAGCAAAAGAAAAGAAGGCUCAGGUUGAAGCUGCCUUGCCUAAGAAUGAUUCCAAAACUGUAGAGAAGCAAGUAACUGCUUCAGCAUCUAUUAAGGGACAAUCGCACUUAAAAAGUGGUGUGCAUUUAUCUAAAGAGGAAGAAAUAAGAAUGGCACAGGCUGCUGAAAGAGAAAAGAGAGCAGCUGCUGCAGAGAGGAGAAUGGCUGCCCUCAAAAUUCAAGCUAAGAGUGCAACCACUGCACCUAGCAUGUCAGAGCCUAAAAGUGGAUUAGCUGGUGACAUUUACUGUUCCUGCUGUAAUUCAUCACUUGCUGGUAAAGUUCCAUUCCACCGGUAUAAUUACAAAUACUGCAGCACAUCAUGCAUGCAUGUACACAGGGAGAUCCUAGAAGAUCAAUGAGGAUGUGUAUAGAUAGUAAAAUAUUUCUUUUGUGCAAAUUAAUUAAGAUUGCUCCGAAUAUCCAUUGUUCUUGAUCUGGUUGCAAGUAAUCUUGGUUGGAAAAAGGGAAAGAAAUAAGGAGGCAUGGGGAGCAGCCAUGGUGGAAGGACUGAAUGGUAAAUAACAUGAGCUGAUGAUGUUCAAAGGAACAAAAAAUUCAUUGAUGCAGCUAGAGUCAUAACAGCUAGCUUAGAGCGUUCCCACACUUUGUGCUGUGCCAAACAUGAACAUAGCAUAUGGCCAAGUGCACUUGACAUUGUUGAUCCUGUAUCAUUUGAUUUAUUUUUCCCUGUGUGGGUUUUUGUUGAAAGUUUAGUCUCUUUGCCUCUAUUUUAUUAGGCAGCAUGAAUUGCCUAAUUUUAACCAGAUCAGGGAGGUUGGUUAGUUUAGAACUUGAUGGUAUUUUAACAAUUAGCAAUUAAUGGUUAGUGUUCAGCAAUGCAGACAAAAACGAUACUAAAAACUUUUAUUUGUGUAGUCCAAAGGUAACAUAAAUAUGAUCAUGUUCAAGUGAA
Cajanus cajan (pigeon pea) is the source of this 2591-nucleotide messenger RNA. RefSeq names its product zinc finger protein-like protein. The record is from RefSeq and is a predicted model, not a curated record. Gene Ontology annotation, biological process: ERAD pathway. Gene Ontology annotation, molecular function: protein binding. NCBI's taxonomy places the organism in Eukaryota, Viridiplantae, Streptophyta, Magnoliopsida, Fabales, Fabaceae.